AUGAUCCACUCGGGACAUCCAGUCACCGAGUACAUCCAACAAGCCGUCCGACACGUACAGCUCCGUCAGGGUGUUAUUGGUAUCAAGGUAAAGAUCAUGCUGCCUCACGAUCCUCGCGGCCAGAUGGGACCCAAGAACGCUCUUCCCGAUCACGUCCAGAUCCUGGAACCAGUGCCAGAAGUCAACCCCACCGAGCCAAGCUCUGAACACAAACUUGAGAAGAAGGACGUUAUCCCUAUUGUUCCCCCGCCGAUGCAACCCGUCGAGGUCACUCCGGCCUAUUAA
Messenger RNA from Strongylus vulgaris, 285 nucleotides. The record is from the annotation of a GenBank genome assembly. NCBI's taxonomy places the organism in Eukaryota, Metazoa, Nematoda, Chromadorea, Rhabditida, Strongylidae.